GUGAUCAUCUAUGUCCGAUCACAGCUGAUCGCAUCUGUCACUCUGACAGCUCAAGAGGAGAGCAGAGCCGGUAAUCGGCAUUCCUCAGAGGGGUAUAUGUAUACUGAUCAUCAGGGCACUGAUGAUCAGUGUGCCCUGAUGAUCAGUGUAGCCCCAUUAGUGACACCUGUCAGUGUCCAUCAAUGCCAGAUGUCAGUGCUCAUCAAUGCCACCUGCCAGUGCCCAUCAGUGCCACAUCAAUGCCACAUAUCAGUGCCUACCAGUUCACAUCAAUGCCACAUAUCAGUGCCCAUCUGAGCUGCCUUUCAGUGCCACCUAUCAGUGCCAGUCAGUGCCACCUAUCAAUGCCAGUCAGCGCCACCUAUCAGUGCUGCCAAUCAGUGCCACCUAUCAGUGCCACCUAUCAGUG
Messenger RNA from Staurois parvus, 409 nucleotides. NCBI's taxonomy places the organism in Eukaryota, Metazoa, Chordata, Amphibia, Anura, Ranidae. The record is from the annotation of a GenBank genome assembly.